Messenger RNA from Penicillium waksmanii, 918 nucleotides. RefSeq lists its product as uncharacterized. NCBI's taxonomy places the organism in Eukaryota, Fungi, Ascomycota, Eurotiomycetes, Eurotiales, Aspergillaceae. The transcript has a single exon. Gene Ontology annotation, molecular function: L-iditol 2-dehydrogenase (NAD+) activity; zinc ion binding. The record is from RefSeq and is a predicted model, not a curated record. Bases 1 to 918 code for a protein of 305 amino acids. Gene Ontology annotation, biological process: D-sorbitol catabolic process.
AUGAUCCGCCCUGGAUUCCCAGUCACUCUCGGCCAUGAAGCUUCGGGUGUGGUGGCGGCUAUUGGGUCUGCAGUCACAACGUUGAAAGUGGGUGAUCGAGUUGCGAUCGAGCCUGGAUUCCCCUGCCGGUAUUGCUCGUUCUGCCUGGCAGGGAAAUAUAAUUUGUGCCCGGAAAUGGCCUUUGCAGCAAGUCCUGGGCCUGGACCUGUUGUCCACGGAACUUUGGCGACCUUCUUCCGUCUUCCAGGUGAUUUAUGUUAUAAGAUACCAGAUCAUCUGGGGCUAGACGAAGGGGUUAUAUUUGAGCCUCUCGCGGUCGCGAUCCAUGGUCUCUGCCUUUCAAAGCUUAAGCCGGGACAAGAGGUUCUUGUUCUUGGUGCAGGUCCAGUGGGUUUGCUGUCUUGUGCGGUCGCACGCGAAUUUGGUGCUGGUCGGAUUACCGUGGUUGAUAUCAACAAUGAGCGUCUGAGAUUCGCAGCUGAAGAAUUAGAAGUAUCCACACAUCAGUUCGACGCAGCAAUUUCGGUAGAGAAGAAUGCUGAGGCCCUUGUUGCUGAGAAGGGGCUCCGGGAAGGGGCCGACGUUGUCAUCGAGGCGACGGGGGUGGCCUCAUCUGUUCAGCUCGGCAUUGAAUUGAUUAAAAAGGGCGGGUCAUAUGUACAGGUCGGGUUGGGGAAGAAGAUAGUGGAAUUUCCACUGGUUGUGCUGAGUGAGAAAGAGAUCACACUGAGGGGCUGCUUCCGGUAUGGCCCUGGGGAUUUCGCAUUGGCAUCGAGUUUAGUCGGGCGGGGCAAAAUCCCUUUGAAGGCUUUCGUUAGCAAGGUAUUUCCAUUCCACCAGGCGCCUGACGCAUGGGAGGCAGCUCGAAAAGGCCAAGGGGUCAAGUUUCUUAUACAAGUCGAUGGCAGCCAGACUUGA